CGUAGCUAGCCUUUUCAAAACGGCUAAUAGCUAACGAUAUUCCCAAACCGGAACUAAAUGUUGGUGGAGUAUAUAUACAAUUUUACCAUUCCCAACGCUAGAUUCGCGGGGGUUGUUGUUUUCUCUCCCAGUCCCCGCAGACGGACGGACGGAAGAAGCUGCUAAACUGAUGGGGCUGGCGGACACCGGAGACAAGGAAAUCGGAGGCCUCAGAUCAACGGCAUAAAUGGCUCAAAAACACUGCGAAUUCCCGCCCAAAACAAAAUUCAUCGCCGAUCUCAGGCCAAGCAAGUUAGUAUUUGACUGCAGCUAUGUUAGUAUAAAUUUGGAGGAGAUAUGGAUAACACAAAUAGCCUGCAAAGAAGUGUUUCUGGAGGGGUUCAAAAUGUGCUCGAGUAUCUUAAGCGGAUGCAAUCCAAUAGUCCAGCAUUCUUUUAUGCUACUCAAGGAGAUAUUGAACACUGUGAUGGAAAUUUAUUUUGGGCUGAUGGAAAUGCUCGGAUGUACUACGGCGACUUUGGUGAUACAGUGAAGUUGGAUACAUCUUAUAGGAAGAAUGGAUUUCGGAUUCCGUUUGCUACAUUUACUGGCUUAAAUCAUCAUGCUCAACCAGUUCUCUUUGGAUGUGCCUUGCUUUUUGACGAAUCGGAAACAUCGUUCAUCUGGCUUCUCCAGACUUGGCUUCAGGCAAUGUCGUCUCGUAUCCCGCUCUCCAUAACUACUGAGGCUGGUCGUCACAUACAGAUGGCUGUGUCUCAAGUUCUUCCUAAUACACGCCAUCGUCUCUGUAGAGAGAGCAUAAUUAGAGAGACGAAACAGAAAUUGUCUCAUGUAUACCAGAGGCAUCCCUCUUUUGAAAUUGAAUUUAACCGGUGCAUCCAUGAAGUGGACACGGCUGAUGAGUUUGAAUCACAGUGGAGAUCACUUGUGUCAAGAUAUUACCUCAUGGACAAUGAAUGGCUUCAUUCGAUGUACAAUGCUCGUCAUCGUUGGGUUCCUGUCUACUUGCGCAACACAUUUUUUGGGGAGUUCUUUGCUGGCGAGGAGGAUGAUGAUGACAAUGCUAUAAACUCUUUCGCUGAUGGAUUUUUGAAUGCUUCCACUACCAUUGAGAUGUUGACUAAAGUGUGUGAGAAAGGUAUUGCUAGCUGGCGUGAAAAGGAACUCAAGGCAGAUUUUGACACUAAGAAUAACACUCCAGUCCUAAAGACACCAUCUCCGAUGGAAAAACAGGCAGCUGAUCUUUAUACUAGGAGGGUUUUCUUGAAAUUCCAAGCAGAAUUGGUAGAGAGCCUUGCUAACCUUGCUACUAAGAUAGAUUGUUUUGGAGAUACUACGAUUUAUCGUGUUUCCAAAUUUGGUGAAGAGCGCAAAGCACACACCGUAAAGUUUAAUGGCUUAGAGAUGAGAGCGAAUUGUAGCUGUCUAUUGUUUGAAUUUUCAGGCAUUCUUUGUAGGCAUGCAUUAUCAGUUUUCAGAGCAAAAAAUGUUCUAUCACUUCCUUCCCAAUACAUUUCAAAACGUUGGACGCGGGAUGCAAGGAGUAGCGGUGAGGCCCUCCCAGACAAACAUUCCAUCGAAUUGCCAAACAGUUCUCAAGAUUCUUUCAAUGUGCGUUAUAGUAAUUUACGUCAAGAAGCAAUGAAAUUUGUAGAAGAAGGUGCAAAAUCUAUUCAUGUUUAUAAUGUUGCAAUAAAUGCUUUAAAAGAUGCUGCAAAAAGAGUUUCAACUUCAAAGAAGCAAUGGAUUGAGGAAGCUAGGUCGACCAAUUUAGCAAAUGGAAAUCCUGAUGAGCAAGCAAGAGAUGAAAAUCAAGCUGCUGAUUCACUGCUGAGUGAGAAGCAAAGGAAAAUCCAUGAGUUGACAACUGAGUUAGAGAGCAUAAAUGGGCGAUGUGAAGUAUACCGCUCAAAUCUGCUUGCUGUUCUGAAAGAUAUGGAGGAUCAGAAGUUAAAGCUGUCAGUUAAAGUCCAAAACGCUCGGCUUAACUUAAAAGAAUGACCUGGUAUUGUUAUCUGUAUGCAGUGUUCCCAGGACACAUCAUUCCUCUCUAGAACGAACAAAAUGUGGUAUAUUUUUCCUAUCUCUUUGCUAUGUGCAGUGGUGUUCUUAUUCAGAAGCACUAUUAUUUAUACUCUGAUUACUCUCCAAGUCUCCAACUGCCAAGGACAUUCAGGAUGAGGUCCUCAAACAUUUCUAAUGACAUUGGCUUUAGGGUGAGAAUGUGAUUGUGUUCAAUAUGCUGGAAUUCACUUCACAACUGAACUGGUUUAUUUUUAUUUCAACCUUACACCAGUCGAAGCAGUUAUGAGCGGUCACGUCUAAAUGUGUUGAAUGGUUUUGAUUUCCAACUUAUCCUCAAGCCAUUGGCAUUUUCACCUCUACUGAAUAUGAACAAGAGCGACAUCACUGAUCUUUGAUGGAUCUACAGCUUGGGGGUGGGGGGGGAUCAUUUGUUCUUGUGCCAUUUCCGACUCCUUGUCAAUUCAGCUGAGCUAUUGAACAGUUGCUGUGGGGGAAAUUAUAUUUUGGAUCUGCCAAUGCCGCUUGUAACUUCCAGGUAUAUCAUUUAAGAGUAGGGUUAUUUUGAUACCACUCAUGGGUGUCAUGAUAUGACACCCAUGAAUUGCUCUUUGCCGGGCAGUCACUGUUUCAGCACUUUUCACUGGAUUUAACUUCAGAUGCCAGCGUGGAAUUGUUCGAUGCAUUACAAUUUGUACUACAUUGCCAUUCCCGAGCUCUCAACAACAAACAAGGCAGAGGUCAUAUUAACAGUCGUCAGAUGCCAGACUCUAUGAAAAUCGUAAGUACUCAUGUGUUGCUGAGAGCUCGGGGAUGGAUGGAUACUCGUGGAUAGAGAGUAUAAAGUUGGAGAUAGAGGGAGGAUGACAUUCAUCAUAUAGUGCCAGAGUUUAACCAAAAAAAUCAAAGUGUAACAAUUUUUUUCGGACGGAGCAAAUUUUGGAGUGAUAUACUCCCUCCGUCCCAGAAAGAAUGUCACGUUUACUAUUCUGGCCUCUCGAUAACUUUUGUUUGUUUACUCGUUUUGGUUGACCAUUUGAUAAAAUAAAAUAUUCUUGUCGCA
Messenger RNA from Cuscuta campestris, 3085 nucleotides. NCBI's taxonomy places the organism in Eukaryota, Viridiplantae, Streptophyta, Magnoliopsida, Solanales, Convolvulaceae. The record is from the annotation of a GenBank genome assembly.